Molecule: messenger RNA, 1152 nt
Organism: Teleopsis dalmanni
Lineage: Eukaryota; Metazoa; Arthropoda; Insecta; Diptera; Diopsidae
Exons: 2
Coding region: 277-1152 (291 amino acids)
Biological process (GO): regulation of transcription by RNA polymerase II
Cellular component (GO): transcription regulator complex; nucleus
Molecular function (GO): DNA binding
Source: RefSeq, a predicted model, not a curated record
UUACGCAGAUAAAUAAAUUAUCAGAUAACAAACGGUAACUACAGUUUUAUCGACAAUGGUAUUGGCUAUCGUAUUUGUCCUAACGGUAGUCGAUUAAACAGUGUGCUUUAUCCGUUUCAUAUCUGCUACGUACUUCAUCUGAUACAUCGGAAAGGUUUUUUUUUACGUAGAAAGUUUUAUAACAUACAAAUUAAGUUUUCAGUGCAUAAUUAGAAAAAUAUUCAUAAAAUUGAUGUCAGUAGUUAACGGUAGUUUGAAAAAUAAUUGUAAAUAAAGAUGUCGCGGCGAUUAGGAGAUAUUACACUUGUAAAACAAGUAGAAAUGUAUCCGUGUUUGUGGAAUUCUAAUUGCAAAUCAUAUUGUAGAGCGGAUUUAGUUAGUCGGGCAUGGCGAAGAAUUGCCGAUAAAUUAGAAGACAGUGUGGAUAAUUGCCGUGAGCGUUGGAAGCAUAUUCGUACAGCUUAUCGCAGAUCAUUACAACCAUCUAAAUCUGGCUUCCGAAGAUUAAAGAAACCUUACUUUUUAACAAACCAUAUUUCUUUUCUUUUUCCAUUCUUGAAAAGAAUGUCAAAAUCUGGAAAUAUUCUUUUAAAACCUGCGAUUGAUGAAGAAAAUGGUGAUGAUACUGAAGCUGAAGUUACACAAUACUCUAAUAUCGUACAGGAACAUGAUGAGACCAAUGAUAAUUAUAUUACGAGCGAAACACAGCAUAAUGACAACUACAAUAAUUUCGAAAAUAUAAUGGUUUCCAUCCCCAAAAAGCACAAGAGGGAAACUAAUUUUUCAGAAGAUGAUAGAGCAUUUAAAGAUAGAGAUGUUGAGAUAGAGCAAACAUUUCUCAAUGAGAUUGCAUUUAAAAAAGAAAAUGAAGUUAUAAAAGAAGAGGAUAGUGAUUCUUUAUUUUUUAGAUCCUUACUCAUUGACUUUAAAAAACUUGAUGAAAGACGUAAAAGAAAAAUGAAAUCUCAAUUUUUACAAAUAAUUAAUGAGCAGUUAGAGGUUACUGAAAUGGAAGCAUCUGGCAGAAUGAAUUUAUGCUGCUCAUCAACACCCACACAAAAUACUCCUUAUGAACCAAAUAAGAUUGAAGAGCCCCUUAUUACGGAUACACUUAAAGAAGAGUAUGUGGUCUCUCCAGAAAGUGACAAAUAA